This is a messenger RNA of Scylla paramamosain (green mud crab), 1477 nucleotides long. Its product is annotated as protein PBDC1-like. NCBI's taxonomy places the organism in Eukaryota, Metazoa, Arthropoda, Malacostraca, Decapoda, Portunidae. The record is from RefSeq and is a predicted model, not a curated record. Gene Ontology annotation, cellular component: cytoplasm. Bases 138 to 686 code for a protein of 182 amino acids. The transcript is spliced from 6 exons.
GAGGCGCGACAGUCCGGGAAUAGAGACUGUCCGGUCCAGGUUGAGCAACUGAGCAAGCGGCUGUGUUUACCUCCCUUCCCUUAGCACGUGUUGUAAACAGAGACAUUUAAACGCAGGAGUGCUGGGAUUCUGCAGCCAUGCCCACCCAAGCUGAAAUAUUUGCAGAACUGGGCAUCCCCAGCGACGUGGUGUCAGCAGCAACAGCGGGUAGUGGUGGUGGUGGCCUGUCUGGGAUCAGUGGUGAUGAUCUUGGCAAUGAUCCCACCAUGGAGGGGCUGUGGGCCAUGAAGGCCAUGGAGCACGCUGAGAUAUACUUCAAUCUUCUGUGUGCAGUCGAUCCUAAAAUGCUCAAGCUUACUCCUAAAGAUGACCUCAUCUAUCAGGAAUUCAGGAAAGAGUUUCCAGACUUCAAUAUUGAAAAGCUGAACGAGGAAGAUCUCAAGAGUCCUACAGCCAAAGAGAAAUGGCGGCCUUUCUGCAUGAAGUUUGAGAAGGAGGUGGAGGACUACAGUUUUGCCACACUGGUGCGCAUUGACUGUCAGGAUGAAUAUACGGAACCCAACACCAUCCUGGUCACACGCAUUCAGUUCUUUUGCAUUGAGAUUGCCCGGAACCGUGAGGGUCUGAAUGAUUCCAUCAGGACCAAAUUUAAACCCAAGCCACGCACCAAGAAUACCAACAAAUAGCAAUAUGUGUGUUAGCAGCUUAAUCUGUCUGGGUGUCAGUAUGUUUGGUUGGUAUGCUUGGAAUUCAUUGUUUGCUGAUGCAAAGUUCAGUAUGCUUUAGUGUGUGUGUGUGUGUGUGUGUGUGUGUGUGUGUGUGUGUGUGUGUGUGUGUGUGUGUGUGUGUGUGUGUGUGUGUGUGUGUGUGUGUGUGCACAUGCAUCUAUUGAUUUUUUAUAUUAUAUCUCUCUGUCUUAUAUAUCUGUGUAUAUACAAGACUGACUUUGCUAUAAAUGCAGGUUGCCAAGAAGAGAUGUCCACUGAUGUACAUUCACAUUCACAAGCAUUUCUUCAUAUCUCAAAAAUAUAUAUGUAUUUUACCUGACUAACAUUCUGGGACUUUAGUUAGUUUCAAGUGCUUCAGAAUUCUGACAUCUAUGAGUAUAUAUCUAUUUACUGAUAUCCCUGGAACUCCAUAAAGGAGUUGGCUGCAAUAUUGAAACAGUCCAAUAUUUGUGGUUCCUGAAAUGUUACUAAUUUUUCCAACCACAUUGUAAAGUCCUUAGUGUUCACAGGGUUUCACUGUGUAGCCUUGUGCCAAAUGUUUCAAUUCCAAUUAUUCAUCAGUGGCAUAAACUGUUCACAGUGUGUUUUUUUUUUCUUUUUUUUUUCUACUUUCAUGGCAUUGUUGACCUUCCUUAUAAUUCAAUCUUACUUUGUGGAAAAAAAAUCUCAAGGAAAGAUUUCAGCACUGAACUUUACUGGAGAAAUGCAGGAAAGUGUAAUGCUUUGACCAUUAAAAUUAAAAUAAGCAA